AUGAGACUGGUGCCCCCGGGCGAUGUCCUUGCACUGCUGGCCAAUUCAAACUUGCCAAACAGCAGCAAGACGCGGAAACGUGGGCGAGCCAUCUACAAUGCCUUGCGUUGCGGCAGCCUUCUUUGCAACUUGCGACGCGGAGCAGUGCAAAAGAAGGAUGCGCAGCGACUGCACGAAUGGCUUCAAUCGAAUUGGACGGUGGAGGGUGCCUGCCUGGCGCCUUUUCGACAUUUUUCGGGCUGCGAGGCUCUCUGCGCCUGUGAGGACUACAUGUCCUAUCCAGUUCACUUGGCGCUGCCAGGACAAAGGCUCUUCCUGGUCCAUGGCAUCCAAGUGGCCACAGUCAGCCGCGACGGUUCCACUCGUUUGAAUUUGGCUUUUGGCCACAUUGCCUACACGUCUUGGCAGCCGAUUCAUCCCACCGAUCCUUUUCCGCUUCAUGCCACAGCGUUCAUUGCUACGCUGAUUGCAGCCUCCACUGCCAACAUGCUGCGGCAAAGAGGAAUCUCGCUGUCUGCUCCCUUGUCAUCCAUUUUGUGGAAGAAGUUCCCAGCUCCGCCUGGAACCACCGUGGGCGACGUGGUGCGAGGUGCAGGGCCUUGGAGCCAGGCACCCACUUCGCCGAGUGCGAAGCGGCUUUCAGAUCUUCAAGCCAUGCUCAAAUGGCUUGAGAAUGCACCGGCAGCGAAUGGCUCGUGUCCGCCAUGGUGGCCGCCCACAGCGCAUGCUGCUGUUUGUGCGGCCCUGCUCCAGAAAGCUGGGUCUACACCCAGUGCAGCCCUCCAAUCCUUCUUCGCUCAGGCAUCACGCCCAUGCUUCAAAGCCACAAUGUCUCCAGUUCAGAUAUCCAAACCUGUCAUGAGUGUUGAAAGCGCUGAAGUGGAAGCCGCGCAGGACACCAUUGUUGCAUCACUGGGCGCUGACGAGAUGAGAUGCAUGCACUUGGCAGACGCAGUGCUGGCUGUGGCGGUGAUGUGCUUCGUGGGGAAGUUGGCCUUCACUCCCUCCUUGCCCGCAGGGCUCGGGCGCUCCGCGAAAAUGGGUGAGGCAGCCCGGCAGCGCAGCCUCAUGCAGCGCUCUGCUGACGGAUCCUACCUGAACGGUUACGGGCCGGCCGUCGCCUACGCCAAGGCGCUCCGGGAAGCCGCACAGGCCAAGGGCGAGGCCGCAACGGUGAUGGAGGAUGUCAUGAAGAUCAAGGCUUUUUACGAAGAUGAGUCCAUCAUCGAGGAUUUGAGCUUGGUGCAGAAUGACUUCAACUUGACUUCGGUUGAGCGUGCUGACAAGAUCCUUGCUAUGGUGAAGCCUUUGAAGUCCACCGUAAUGCCAAAGUUUGUCACCUUCAUUGCCAAGAAGAUGCGCCUCAAGGCAUUGAAGCCCAUUUGCCUCGAGUACGUCCAGGCCGCAUUCUUCAAGGAGUCUGUUGCCCCAGUGAGGGUCACGUCUGCUGUGCGUCUGUCGGAGGAGCAGAAGAACAAGAUCAUCGACAAGAUGAAGGUGAAGUGCGAGACCGACAGCAUCAAGCUUAUCGAGGAGGUGGAUGCGAACCUCAUCAGCGGCUUCAAGUUGGAGUGGGGCUUCAUUGAUCCUGUGAACCUCGAUGCUCCCAGCAACGGCGUGGACCUCACACUGCGGAACAUCCUGAACAAGAAGGCCCUUCAGGUGGGAGGUCUCGUGGAUGCGCUCUAA
Messenger RNA from Symbiodinium pilosum, 1689 nucleotides. The record is from the annotation of a GenBank genome assembly. NCBI's taxonomy places the organism in Eukaryota, Dinophyceae, Suessiales, Symbiodiniaceae.